Messenger RNA from Cladocopium goreaui, 1540 nucleotides. The record is from the annotation of a GenBank genome assembly. NCBI's taxonomy places the organism in Eukaryota, Dinophyceae, Suessiales, Symbiodiniaceae.
GUUCCUUCCGCCCUGCACUGGACGAAGGGUGACGGGUGAUGCCAUGAAUGUGGGCGAUAUCCCUCGCCCGGUCACGGGCCUUAUGUCCCAAACGGCGCGCCAUGUCAUGCGCAAGGACAGCAGCCUUCCAGAGCUCAAGGAGCGUCGAGGCGCCGGCGCUAUGGCGUCCACUGGCGGUCUGCGGCCACGCCGAAGCGGCGGCAUCGGCAGCAGCUCGGAGGGCGCCCUGCGGAAACCCACCGGUCGACCGUCCACCGUGGCGCGCCGGGAGAAUUCCCGGAGGGAUUUCAUCAACGAACAGCUGCAGCAGCUGCAUCGUCAGGCUGAUGUGCUGAAAGCCGUGGGCGGACAUCGUUCCAGCCUGCUGAACAGUGGUCUCAGUCGACGUGACUCGAUUGACACUUUGGCGGAAACCUUUGGGCGCGACAUGCGGGGGGUCACCGACAGACUGGACGAUAUCGUUCGGAACCUACGCUUCGAAGACUUGAAGUCAAAACAUGAGAAGGAGGAGCGCAAGCGAAGAGAAGAGGAGUUGCUGCAGGAAGAAAAGCGGAAAGCCACCAGGAAAAAGGAACAAGCAGCCUCUGAUCCCCGCAAGAAGGUGGCCAUUCGGAUCGAGACCUUCCGGCAGAACUUCCCGGUGGAUUCCCCGGACUUCCCAGGAAAUGCGAUUCCCAUGUGUUCUGUGCAAGUGGAAGGACCGUUGGGUCCAGAGACCGUGAGCUUAGUGGACGUCGAGGGCCUUCGCAGUCGCUGUCUCAUCAGCGGUCCCACGCCCAACAUCGAUGAUCUCUUGGAUCGGCAGCGGCGCACAGCUGCGAAGCUGCGCGGAACUGCCUCGCCCAGGGCGGACAGAAGUGUCGACCUCCUAAGCUUGACACCCAGAUCGCCUGGGGUCAGAAGUUGCACCAGCACCAUGAGUUUCGGAUUGAAUUCGCAGACCUUUUCGGCUUUGACCUGGGACGAUCGGAGGCGGCAAGCCAACGCCAUGAGACAGGCCAGCAAGGUGGAGGAUGUGCUCCGAAAACUCUGCUCCAUGCGAUGCCUUCCCACGGACAUGCAGAUCGACUUCGCGUCGUUGCAAGCGUGUUUGGACUAUGAGAAGCAUAAGGGACCAAUGAAUGACAUCGAGAGCCUGCAGUCCGUGGUGGCUGUGAAGUUGAAUGGUUUCAUCGACAACUUGGCCAACAAAUUGGCCCUCGAUCCUGACAGUGGCAAUACUGCGCUGCUGAAAUCGCUGGGCAAGUUGAGCGUUUCGACCAUGGGCGAGCAGCUGAACAUGUCGCAACAUAUCCAGGGACCCGUGGGAGUCGGACUGAUGCCCAGCCCACAAUCCUCGUUGUCCUUGGAGGACGGGUUCCGGUCUCACUCCACCCUACGGGCUCGUACCAGGCGUGCCAUGGCGCUUCUCCGUGCCACCAGCCGUUGGGUCAUGGUCCUGCGUGGCGUGCGACGGCGAGAUUACAACAUUGCCGUCAUCAAGGCGGGGCCACGGGGAUGGACGAAAGGUGGAACCGCUUUGGGUUGGGAUUUUCUUUGA